Nothobranchius furzeri (turquoise killifish) is the source of this 2726-nucleotide messenger RNA. The record is from RefSeq and is a predicted model, not a curated record. Lineage: Eukaryota; Metazoa; Chordata; Actinopteri; Cyprinodontiformes; Nothobranchiidae.
CACACGCAUACAUUUAAACCACUUUCCCCUUUCACGAAAUGCAUGACUCUCUCUAAGACAAGUAAAGAAUUUGGGGUUACCAACUCUAAUCAGCCAUUCAGCCACACCUCUCCUUAUACUUUACAACAAAAUCACCCAUCUCAACCACAAAGCAUUUAACUUACUUAUUGUUCUGCAGGUGGGCUUGUUUGAAAGAGUGCCAGGAAGUUGGUCAACAAAGAACUGUUGAGCUUUCUUAAAGCUCAUUCUAAACAAGUUGGCACGGUGAUACUCACAAAGCAAAUGACUUACUAUUGUUUCAAAGAGCUAUUUAGGUGAACAGCAUCCUUUGGUUCGUCAUCAUCAACACUGAAAGCUUAACCCCUCGCCUCCUGCCUUUAGUGUCACAUUUUGUGACUUUUUGUUUCCACUGUCACACACACACACACACACACACACACACACACACACACACACACACACACACACACAAAACAUGAGUUAAAGAUCAGAGCAGCUUCAAAUCAGCUCACUGACUGUCAGUCAUCCCACAUGUGGCUAAUAUGACAAAACUUAAAGGUCUAAUUUCACAUGAAACUGUCAUGGUGAAUAAUACUAUUUAUUCAAUGAAAAUAAUUUUAUAAAUGAGUUGAGAACAAAUUGUAUGUUUUGUUUCUUUUUUCUUGAGGAUUUAUUGAACCACCUGUAUUUGUGCACACGGAUGAGGAAGUGCCGCAGUGCUUUUACCCUUUUAAUAUGAACAAAUAAAUCACUCUAGAAUGAACAUUUACAUAAAAUGAGUGUAAAAAAAGCACACGCCUCAUUUGCUUGUACUUUAACCUUUAUUAAGCAGAACUAUUAUUAAAUGACCACAAAGUUGUUUAACUUUUAUUUAAAUGAUCAUUAUUUUACUGAUAUUUACAAACAAAUAAGAAAUCUGUAUUUUGGAAAUAGGAAAUAUUAAUCCGGCAACAAUUUACAGGCAUUUUAAAAGUUAUUUCCAUUAUCUAGUUGCUUGGAAAAUUGAACAACGACGUGAUAAGUAGUAUAAAUUUGUAAAAUAAUCUGAAGUAAAAUCAACUCUUAAUGACAAUUCUGAGUUAAAACCCCUAAAUAGCUAUUUGUAAUUGUUUUCCACCUAAGAAUAAAAGUUAUUGUGUCAAAAUGUAAAAGAAUUUCCUCUAAAAUAUUGCAGUUAGACGAAUCGCCCUCAGUGAGGGGAAGGGGUGUUUUGUGUAACUUGGUCACAUGUCACCAUAAACAAACUGCAGUUUGACACCUUCGCCUCAAGCGCAGACACGCUCCGGUCAGAAACUGUCCCCGCACCAGUUAGAGACGGGCAGCUAUGGCGACUGUGGUGGACACGCAGGCUCAGCCACAAGUAGCUCUAUGUCUUCUUCCCCCAUAAAAUCCCGUCUCCACAUGAGAAAGAAGCUCUUCAGGCUCUCACUGUCGGUUCUGGAGGCUUGUAUGAACAAUUGUGGAAAGCGGUUCCGCAGCGAGGCAGCUAAGUUUCGCUUUCUGAAUGAACUUAUCAAAGUCUUAACGCCAAAGUCCUUUGGCGCGUGGAGUCCACAGAAAGUUAAAGACAGAGUCACGGAGGUCUUCUACGGCUGGACGCUCUGGCUUAAAGAGGAACCUAAGAUUCAGGAAGCCUACAACAUGCUGAAGAAACAAGGCAUCGUGAAGAAGGAUCCCACACUUCCAGACACAGUUGUUAUGGCUCCUCCACCUCAAAGAACCACAGAGUUUGUUUUUUGAUCAAGACGACAAGGCCAAGAUGUUGGUUAGACUACUGAGGAGUGGCCAUCCUGAAGACCUGGAAACCGCCAACAGGCUCAUUAAAAGCACCAUCCAGGAGGCGAGGAGCACUGCAGCACUGCUGGUCCUCAUAUUUGAUUUAAUGGUGGUAUGGAUGAAUCUUUGGAUGAAUCUUCGGUUGUGUCUUAGGAGCAGGAAAAGGCUGAGAAAGUGUCAAAGCGAGAGUCAACCCUGAUGGAGGUUGAGAGCAGCACCAACCAGCUGAGAGAGCUUCUGUAUCAGCACAUCGAUAAUGAAACCUCGUUACAAACCAGUGAUGACAUGAAGGCAUGUUGCGUUUCAAACUGAUGUUUGUUAAUAAUAUCCGACUGUUAACAACAAAAAUUACUUACCAGAGUCUUACUCCACCCACACUUCUUUUUUGAUAUUUCAUCACUGUUUUGGGUCUGUUACAGAUCUUGGCUGAACAUUUGUUAUUUUAUUGUAAAUUUCAGAUAUGCCAUGUAUUUAAAAUGUUCAAAUAAGUGUAACCGUCAGUACUGUUAUGACAUAUUUCCAUUAACACUAACAAGCUUCCGGUUUCACUCUGUAGCCAGUUGCCACCCUCAGUUAGGCUGUCCCCAUAUCUGCCGGUCUUUAAGAGUUGCCUAAAACCCCACCUCCUCCGCUCGACGUUCCCCUGAACGUGUUUGAGGUCGGCCUUCUUUUUUGUUGAUUUUAUUUCCCUGUUUUCAUUGGUGUUUUUAUCCCUUGUUUUAUCCAUUUGUUUCUACUUUUAAAUGUUUUACCUUUUUUGCACUAUUUGAAUUGCUUUUAUUAUCUAUUUAUUCAUUGUGUUUCACAUUUCUUAUGUACUGUGUUCAGCGCCUAGGGCUUCCUGACAGGGUUUCGGAAGGCGCUUUAUAAAUAAAGCUCUGAUUGAUUGAUUUGAUUUACCUUGACAUUCUGACCAUAAACAUUAAAUUGCUCACUCUUGCAGUUUUAAA